AUGUCGGCCCGUUUAAAAACCAGACCUUGCCUGGGCUUGGAAGUGCAGCCCAGGGGCUGGCACGCCACAACCCGAUUAGUAAACGUGCCGGUGCGGGUCGUGCCGUGCCGGGGCUAUUUACAACGGGUCGUGUCGUGUCGUGCCGGCCCGUUUGGCCAGACCAGCAUUGUGUUUUCACUUGAAGAUUGGAAACCUGCGCAGCUCCUCAAGGCACUUGCAGUUUUUGCACUGAGAGACAUCAACCUCACCAAGAUAGAAAGCCGCCCACACAAGAAAAGGCCUUUUCGCGUAGCUGAUGAUACUUUCUCCACGCCUGUCAAGUACUUCAACUACCUCUUCUAUGUCGACCUUGAGGCAUCAAUGGCUGAUCCAAAAACUCGGAACGCUCUUCGAAAUUUGAAGGAGUUUGCACCCUUUGUAAGAGUCCUGGGGAGCUAUCCUACAGACGUGAGCGAAGCUUGAAUAACAAGUGCUUGCUGCAGAUCACAUCCUAGUGAGUAAUCAAGAACUAUUUUAUUCGAAUUAUGGAAAGUCAGAAAGAUGCAGUUCCCAGGGCCUAUUUCCUACUCACUCCGUCCCAUAAUAUAAGAGUGUUUUUGAUACUACACUAGUGUAAAAAUGCACUUAUAUUAUGGGACGGAGGGAGUAUUUGGAUUGGGAUUUAAGCGGUCUUACUCAUAAACUGUACCUAGGCACAGCAGAAUAGCGGAUAUACUCAGGUGGGGUAGAAUGCAGAACUGGAGUACUGAACUAUGCAUUGUGGGGGUCAACAAUGUGAUAUACGUUGAU
Hordeum vulgare subsp. vulgare (domesticated barley) is the source of this 789-nucleotide messenger RNA. RefSeq names its product arogenate dehydratase 2-like. Gene Ontology annotation, biological process: L-phenylalanine biosynthetic process. The transcript has 5 exons. Gene Ontology annotation, cellular component: chloroplast; cytoplasm. The record is from RefSeq and is a predicted model, not a curated record. Gene Ontology annotation, molecular function: arogenate dehydratase activity; prephenate dehydratase activity. The coding region runs from base 1 to 462 and encodes 153 amino acids. Lineage: Eukaryota; Viridiplantae; Streptophyta; Magnoliopsida; Poales; Poaceae.